Monascus purpureus is the source of this 1400-nucleotide messenger RNA. The record is from the annotation of a GenBank genome assembly. Lineage: Eukaryota; Fungi; Ascomycota; Eurotiomycetes; Eurotiales; Aspergillaceae.
GUCCCCACAUCUCCCCACAUCUUCCAAAUCGCAAAAUAUUCGCCUAAAGAAAGGACUAACCACGGAGCAACAAUCCUUCCGAUGGACAUGAGAAGAUUACUCCAUGGACUCCAGAGAGAAAAGGAGGGGGCGAGAUCGCUCUUGAUACCAAUAUCAGCCUCUGUCACCGCUUCCUGCUCACCUUCUGAUGAACGGCACCACCAGAUAGAUCCUGGUCUUGGUAUUUAGCAUACCUACAGCAUCAUGUCUUCCGCAGGCCGCUCGUCAACGGCAUCAUCAAAGAUCUCCAUACCCCACCCAAAGGGUCCGACCAUCCAGGUCGAGUUCGGAGGUCAGAAGGUCGACGUACCCAAAGGCGGUUACUACGACCGUUAUCGUAUGAACCCGAACCUGGAAGAGGUGGCCCGCGACCCGGCUGUAGGACACGACAUUGAUUUCUUCCGGAAGAUUCCAAAGAGGCUGGUCGAUUCAAGGGUAGGCCAGGUAUACGCACCCAACUUCUACUAUCGCACUAGAAGCGUCCAACUCCUUUAUCUGGCGCCCCUCGACCGCCUGCAGUCCAAGCUCCUGUCACCCUUGGAGCCCAUCACAGCAUUACCCGGUUACGGGUUAGUCGCGUUGACGUUUUACUCGUACCUUGUCUGUGACAAUGAUCCUUAUAAUGAGGUCUCGAUUGCCAUCAUAGUCCGUCAGCCAGGUAAAGGAAGUUACAGUACGACCCAGCUACUCAGCUCUAUGUGGAACCGAACCUUCUACGGAUACGUGUUGGCUCUACCUGUUGAUACCGAGAUCGCUCGGGUUCGAGGUGUAUAUGGAUACCAACUGCCUAAAUGGUUGGCCAACAUCAAUCUGGAGAUGGACAAUCACAACAUUAAGGCCGACAUCACCGCGGCUGAUGGGACACCCGAUCUGACUCUGGAAGUACCCCUUCCAGCUCUGAAGACUAUCCCGUCGCAAUCUUCGAUCGCGACCAACAAUGCGAUCAACAAGAUUGACGGGAAAUGGUACCAGGUGGCGGUCCAGGCGAACCCACUACUGGCGGCACAAUGUCUCUUCCCGAGAAAUAUCAAGCUCUCUCGGAGCAAAGGUCCAUUGAGUAAACUCCUCAACGAAUUGGGUGUUUCGACCAUCCUACGGAUGGACGUACUCAGGGAGGCGCAGAUGAUCCUUAACAUGCCCACACCUUUACAGGCGUUCGAUAAUGUCAGGUCAUAAAUAUCACCACACGGCCUUGCUACCAGUCAUGUGACGACGACGCUGACUGUGCUGUGUGACUUUCCGUUAAGGAUGAGACACUUUAGGGUGAGACUGAGCCGGUGGAAAUUGUGGUCUUUCCGAAGUGCUUCUGUAAGCUUUCGCACAAUCAAAACUGUUUGAACCUUGCAGUAUGGCGCCUUAAA